AUGGGCGGUGUUUUCACCAAGCUCAUUCCCCGCAACACAGACUCGCUGAAAAUCGAGCUGUACGUCGCCUGUGGGAUUUGGAAUCCUGCGACACCAUUUGUUACAGGAAAAAUGCUCCUUGCCCGUGCUCUUGCCGCGAGCUGUCGGGCUAAUGGCAAGGGAGUCUCCUUCUUCAUGCGCAAGGGCGCUGACUGCCUGUCGAAAUGGGUCGGUGAGGCUGAACGCCAACUUCGUCUUCUGUUCGAGGAGACCUUACGGGUCUAUCGACCACGACUUGUGCUCCAUGGGUCUGCUGGUAUGGGACAAGGCUAUUUAGGAGCCGCCGCCCUCCAUCAUUUGGAGGGAUAUCAUGUUCAAACUCUCGAUCUGGGGACACUUAUGGGUGAUUCAACACGGACUGUGGAAGCCGCUGUAGUUCAACUAUUCAUCGAGGCUAAAAGACACCAGCCCUCGGUUAUCUACCUUCCUUCUCUCGAUGGGUGGUCAGCAGCAGUUUCCGAGACUGCACGAUCCACUGUCAGAUCCAUGCUUGACUCGCUUGCGCCUACGGACCCCGUCCUCAUACUUGCCAUUGUAGACGGUCCGUUUUCCUCACUACCCCAUGACGUCCGUUCGUGGUUUGGUAUGACCCGCGAGAAUCGCCUCACACUACCGAGUCCCACCGAAGCCCAGCGAGACGCGUUCUUCUCAAGUAUCAUCGCGGACAUCCGUCGACCGCCGAAUCAGUUCGCAGAUGGCAUCAAACGACGAAAACGAAUUCUUGAGGAGUUACCGAUUGCGCCUCCGCUUGAGCCCCGUCAACCGACGGCUGCUGAACUUGCUAUUCAGGAAGAGAAUGACCAGCGUGUCAUCACGCUACUGAAGUACCGACUCGGCCCUAUACUGACGGAGCUGAAACGCAAGUUCAAACGAUUUACCAAGAAAGCUAGGACUUCGAUCCAAUUCCUGUGGCCAAUGAAGUGGAAAUCAGUUGCUACCACUACCACCAUAGCCAUACAAGGCGAAAACGAUGUAAUCGACGCAGGUCACCCAGGAGCAGCCAAACGGCAUCAUCAACGGCAUCCAUCCUGA
Molecule: messenger RNA, 1071 nt
Organism: Suillus clintonianus
Lineage: Eukaryota; Fungi; Basidiomycota; Agaricomycetes; Boletales; Suillaceae
Exons: 5
Coding region: 1-1071 (356 amino acids)
Biological process (GO): positive regulation of transcription by RNA polymerase II
Cellular component (GO): nucleus
Molecular function (GO): ATP binding; chromatin binding; histone binding
Source: RefSeq, a predicted model, not a curated record